AUGCCUUCAAAAGCUCCUCUGGGAGAUGGGGAGGAGGAAGAGGAAGAAGAAUUUCGGGAAAUCGCGUUCGGGUACACCGGAGGGGUGUUCUACCCGUUCGAGAGAGCACCGUUUCGAGAGGAGGAGGAGGAAGAAGAAUCGAUUUUCCCGAGAGCAAAGCGUCCGCUUUUAUCGUCUGUAUCGUCCUCUCGUGAUGAGGGUGGUGGUUUUAAGCGCAUCGAAACAGACGGUCGACCGAUUGUUGCGUCGGUGGCGCGAUGCCCGGAGAGUGAGUUGGUGGACAUCGAGCGAGCGAGAGCGAAAAGGUUGAUUCGAGCGCAAAACGUAAGCGUCGUGAAAGAGACGACGAACAGAGUUAAUAAAGUAACGGCCGAGAGGGAUCGAGAGGUGAAUUUGUAUCGGCACGCGAUCUGCGGAGUUCCGUUUCAAUGUUUGAAUGCGAUCGCAUUGGUGGAAAAAGAGGAAGAGCAGCGACGAGCGCGAACGAGGAGAGACGAAGCGGCGAACUGUUUGAAGAUUUUUAGAGACGGGACGGUGGUCACGCGGGACGCGAAAGGAAGGGCGGUGAGGUGUUACGAAGGGGUCAGAGAGGUAAUAGAGAGGAGGAACGAAUAUCAGAGAACGUUCGAUGUGCAAGGCAUCGAAGAGGAGGAAGGGAGAGGGGAGAUGAAAAUGGUCGCGUCGAGAGACUUUUGCGGCGUGUCCGUGUCGAAAACAAAUAAGAGCGGGACGUUUCGGUGCGAAUUUUCUACACCGGUAAUGAAUGAUAACGACGCGUUGCCAACGGACAUGAGAUUUACGAAUCAGAGCGCGUGCGGGGAGUUUUCGGAUUGUUGUUUGAGAGUCGCGACGGAAGUUGGGACGGUGCAAACGUACAGGCCUGGAGAGAGCGGAUGGGUGAAAUGGGAUACGGUCUCGAUGGGGGUCGAGAAUGCCUCCAGCGCCGGUAGCGCGGUUGUGAGGCAAUGGUACGGAUGUUACGAAGCCCAACACCCGCGGACGAUGCUGCAUUGCAACCCGAAUCGCAUUCAAGUCAUCGAUGAACGACGACCGGAAGUUGUGAACACCCGCGCUAUUGGAGAAACAUCUACUACAAAAAGAAGUACGACUUCCUGGAGUCGGGACGAACGCAUCCAAUGCGCUUCAAACGUGCUCACAGGCACGUUUCUUUUCGCCAUCGGAACUCGUACUUCGGUCAAGUUGUACGAUAUUCGAAAAUACUCUCCCGUGGACCCGGUGUUCUCCUGGAAACACGGCAUGUCUUCUUCGCCUUCUUCGGUUGAAGUCCGAAACGACUUCCGAAGAGCGUUUGAUACGAAUAUCAACGUUGACGAUUCUUAUGUGACGAUUCUCGCGGUGGCUAAUGCAACAGGAGACGCGAUGGCGUUUGAGACGAGAGGUGUGAAUAACACUCAAUCAAAAUCGUUUACGAUGUCUGCGUUGUCCGCUGGCGUUCGACUCGUCCCGCGACCCGCGGAUGCGCCGUGGGGGGGAUUUCAAUUUUACCCAGGCGAAGCGAGAGAGAAGGCAGACCUCUUGCCGUUUUUUGCGUGGUCGGAAGAAGCGACUGGCACCGUGUACGUGCAAAACUUCGAAGACAAGGAAACCAUCGUGAAAGAUGCGCCAUUCGUCACUCGCGACGCAAGCUCGACUUUACCAUUAUCGUUCGGCCAUAUGCGGAGGGAAAUGCGCGGAAGUUUUGAUGCGCACUCCUACGGGAAAUGUAGGCGACGGGAGCCUUUUGAUAUUUCGAGACAACUGGACGACGACGUAGAAUUGCUUCCGCAUAUCUACAACGGAUCGUCAAAGUACGUCGCCGUUGACUUGGCAUGGAAGCUAGAGGAAGAGAAUAACGCGGAAACCGAAGACGAGGAUGCGUUUGACGCGCGGGGUGCUCGAAUGAUUCGCAAAGCCGCCGAAGCGUUCAAUUUGGCAAAAAAAAUCAAAGUUGACGAAGACUUGAGGGAAGUACGAAAGCACGGUAGGAUGCAAAUGUUCGAGGACGACGGUUGGAACGAGGUGAGACGCGGAAAGGGGCGAGGUCACAUGUUUCGACUCAACCCGGCAACUGGUAAACACGAGAUGAUUUUUGGUGGAAACAUGUACGUUUGUCCUGUUUUGUGCGCCGACGGUAAACAGUGUAAGUUUUCGUGCGCUGCUAUGAAUCGAACCGAAACGAUGAAAACACAUCUAUGGGAGAAGCAUAAAAUAGAAUCGAGACCGUUUACUGAACUCAUCAGAGCAGGUGAAGCGAAAAGUCAUACGAAAUACAUGGUUACAGAUUCGAAGCAAAAAACGAUUAGUGCGCCAAUGUCCUAUAAUUUCAUCUCCCUCGUUGGCGAGGAAGGCGAUUCUGCGGACUAUCCGAAACACAUCCAAUCGAAGAAAGACGAACGAGAUGAGUACUGGGAAGCGCUCGAUCGACGCUCGAAGGAAAUUGCAGAAGAUGAGAGCUUUUUACGACAAGGUGUGCACGAAAUCAAGUCCAUUGAGAUGGAACGAUACCAGUCUAUCGAUUCCGCCGACGUCCUGAAACGCUUGCGAAAUUUGCGCGAAAACGGUUGGGGAACGACUUUAGUCAUCGAUGACGAAGAUGAAGACGAGGACGACGAGGAGAGGAAGCGACUUGAAUUAUUGAUUGAUGAUUUAGAAAAUCGUCGUCCGCGCGAUGGUACAUCGCAGAAGAUGAAGAAGCGGACUCUUCGCAUGCCUCCUCUGUCUCUGGGAGAGGAGGAUAUCCCUCCGUCGACGAAGAAGAAGAAAAGCCAUCCUACUCGUGCGCUACCAGUGAUAUCUCAACCACCCCUUCCAGUCACAGCGGCACCACCGUCAAAGAAUGCGUUCGUGGAGGAGAAGAAAAAAGGGAAGAAACGCGACAAGAGUGCGAAGGAGGAGAAGAAGAAAAAGAAGAAGAAAGUCGCAGGCUUCUUGUAG
Messenger RNA from Bathycoccus prasinos, 2934 nucleotides. RefSeq lists its product with no specific name. The record is from RefSeq and is a predicted model, not a curated record. The transcript has a single exon. Lineage: Eukaryota; Viridiplantae; Chlorophyta; Mamiellophyceae; Mamiellales; Bathycoccaceae. Bases 1 to 2934 code for a protein of 977 amino acids.